AUGACACGCAAAAACGCGAGCCUCUCAAAACGUCGCUCAAAACCGAGCUUGAAACUCGCAACCGGGUCCAACGGGCAUGCGAAUGGCAAUAUGAACAACAACAUUGAAAUGCGCAGGAGGGACACUCCCUCCUCCGAGAACUCUGCAGACAGGACCGCCCAACUCAUGUCAAGACCCAGCUUCUCACUCGAUAACGAGCCCUCCGUCAUCCCGCAGACUCCCGUCCAGACCACCACAACCUUCCAUGACCUACCGCGCAGUGAUCGCCGCAACUUCCUGUUGUUGGUGCUGCUAUACUUCCUCCAAGGUGUCCCAAUGGGCCUCGCCACCGGAUCUGUGCCUUUCCUCCUCAAACCAUACCUCUCAUACGGCCAGAUCGGAAUCUUCUCGCUCGCCUCAUACCCAUACUCUCUCAAACUGUUCUGGAGUCCCAUUGUGGAUGCUGUGUGGAGCACGCGCUUUGGCCGCCGCAAGAGCUGGAUCACCCCUGUGCAAGUGAUUGCUGGAUUAGCGAUGAUCUAUAUGGGUGGCCACAUCGAGGCCAUGAUGGUUCAGGCUGGCGCGAACGGCGGUGCGGGCGUCUGGACCUUCACAUACUGGUGGUUCAUGCUGGUGCUGUUCUGCGCUACCCAGGACAUUGCUGUGGAUGGCUGGGCUAUCACUCUGAUGUCCCCGCCGAACAUCUCCUACGCCUCGACUGCCCAGACGGUCGGACUGACGGCAGGCCAUUUCCUGUCGUACACGGUGUUCUUGGCCUUCAACUCGAAAGACUUUGCCAACAGGUGGUUCCGAACCGUAGCUGGUGAGGGUGGCCUUCUGUCGCUUGGCACCUACCUCAGCUUCUGGGGCUGGGCGUAUCUGAUUGUGACCUGUGGUCUGGCUUUCCUGAAGAAGGAAGAGCGCACCAAGGAGCGCGAUAGCAUCAUGGAUGUGUAUAAGAGCAUGUGGAGUGUCUUGAAGUUGAAGAAUAUCCAGACGAUCAUUAUCAUUCACCUGAUUGCCAAGAUCGGCUUCCAGGCCAACGACGGAGUCACCAGUCUCAAGCUCUUGGACAAGGGUUUCGGCCAGGAUAACAUGGCCCUGGUUGUGUUGAUCGACUUCCCAUUCGAAAUUAUGUUGGGUUAUUAUGCCGGUCAGUGGUCAACCAACUAUGGCGCCAUGCGUCUCUGGGGUUGGGCCUUCAUCGGACGAUUGGCAGCUGCUGUCCUCGCCCAGUUCACUGUCAUGAUUUACCCUAGUGGCCCAGAAGUGCCCAUGUGGUACAUGCUCACUGUAAUUGGCGAGCAUGUACUCUCAACAUUCAUGAACACUGUCAUGUUCGUCGCCAUCUCAGCCUUCCACGCGCGCAUCGCCGACCCUGCCAUUGGCGGAACAUACAUGACUCUGCUCGCAACCGUCUCCAACCUGGGUGGAACAUUCCCUCGCAUCUUCGUCCUCAAACUCGUCGACAUGUUCACAGUAGCAACAUGUCUUCCCCCAGUCACCGCCCCAGCAGCCGACUCCCUAAAAGGCGCCCUCAUCACCACCGCAUUUUCAUGCGCUAUUGAACCGGAGAAAAAUCGCUGCAUUAGCGGCGGAGGUACGUGCAACGUCGACCGUGACGGGUACUACCUGACCAACAUGCUCUGUGUGGCCAUUGGCACUAUCACCUUUAUAAUGUUCAUCAAACCAGCAGCACAGAAGCUGCAGGACUUGCCUCUCCGUGCUUGGCGGUUGAACGCUGGCCCGCAGCGGCAAUGA
This is a messenger RNA of Penicillium bovifimosum, 1740 nucleotides long. RefSeq names its product SD08430p. Gene Ontology annotation, cellular component: membrane. The record is from RefSeq and is a predicted model, not a curated record. NCBI's taxonomy places the organism in Eukaryota, Fungi, Ascomycota, Eurotiomycetes, Eurotiales, Aspergillaceae. Gene Ontology annotation, molecular function: acetyl-CoA transmembrane transporter activity. The transcript has 2 exons. Bases 1 to 1740 code for a protein of 579 amino acids.